Leptosomus discolor (cuckoo roller) is the source of this 1455-nucleotide messenger RNA. The record is from RefSeq and is a predicted model, not a curated record. NCBI's taxonomy places the organism in Eukaryota, Metazoa, Chordata, Aves, Leptosomiformes, Leptosomidae.
GGCUCCGAAGGACCGAGCCGUGGAGGCCCGUCGCGGGCGACGAAACCCCGUAGCUCCAGCAAGAGCGGGGCCGCCUACGAGGCGCCCUAUAGCUGUCCUGACUGCGGGAAGAUCUUCAGCCGGAGGUCCUUCCUCGUCCCCCACCGGCGCCUCCACACGGGCGAAAAGCCCUUCACCUGCCACGAGUGCGGGAAGGGUUUCCGAGUCGGGUCGGCUCUCAACAAGCAUCAGCGGAUCCACACGGGCGAGAAGCCCUACGAGUGCUCGGAUUGCGGGAAGCGUUUCCGUCUGUCCUCCACCCUCAGCACCCACCGGCAGAUCCACGCCGGCGACAAACCCUACGUCUGCCCGGUUUGCGGGAAGAGCUUUCGGUUGAGCGCGUAUCUCCUGGCCCACCAAGGCACCCACGGCGUGGGCCGCCCUUUUCGGUGCCUGGCGUGCGGGAAGGGCUUCAGCAUGAGGCACUACCUGGCCAUCCACCAGCGGAUCCAUCGGGGCGAGAAGCCGUUCGAGUGCUCACUGUGCGGGAAGGUCUUCAACCGCAAGUGGACCCUUCGGGUUCACCAGCGGGUCCACAGCGGGGAGAAACCCUACAAGUGCCCCGAGUGUGGGAAAAGCUUCGUCAUGAGUUCAGACCUCGCCGCCCAUCGGAGAAUCCACAGCGGGGAGAAACCUUACAAGUGUCCCGACUGCGGCAAGAGCUUUCGGUUGAAGUCCCACCUGACGAGACACCAGCGAAGCCACACCGGGGAGAGACCCUACAAGUGUAGGGAUUGCGGGCAAAGCUACACGGACAGCUCUGGGCUCAUCAAACACCAGAAGGUCCACGUGGAAAAGAAGGAGGAGGCAUCUCAGGCUGCCCACGCCGGCGAGGGGCGUUAUAAGUGCCCUUACUGUAGCGAGAGCUUCCACAAAAAGUCACCUCUGGUCCUUCACCGGGCUACCCACGUCGGGGUGCGACCCUACCGGUGCUCCGCGUGCGAGAAGGCCUUCAGCCACAGCGCCACCCUCCUGAAGCACCGGCGAAGCCAUACGGGGGAGAGACCCUACAAGUGCCCUCACUGCGAGAAGCGCUACAAAGACGGCUCGACCCUUCGGAGACACCGGAGGAGCCACACGGAGGAGAAGCCCUACGAGUGCGCCAGCUGCGGGGAAUGUUUCGGUGCCGUCGCGGCUCUCCUGAAGCACCAGCGGUUCCACACCGAGGGGAGGCCUUACCGGUGCUCCGACUGCGGGAAAAACUUCCACUCCAAUUUCCUCCUCGUCACCCACCGGCGAAUCCACACGGGAGAGAGACCCUACGCGUGCCCCAUCUGCAAGAAAACCUUCCGCCAAGCCUCCCACCGUACGAGGCACCAGGAGAUCCACGCGAGGCCCAGGGCUGGCGGUGCUUCGCGGUCCGAGCACCAGGGGCGGAACGAGGCGGCGCCGGGCGGGAGCCGAGGCGGGACGUGA